Molecule: messenger RNA, 1089 nt
Organism: Penaeus monodon (black tiger shrimp)
Lineage: Eukaryota; Metazoa; Arthropoda; Malacostraca; Decapoda; Penaeidae
Exons: 3
Coding region: 56-370 (104 amino acids)
Source: RefSeq, a predicted model, not a curated record
UUUCCGUCCAUCCACUCUGUGUUACGUCGCACAUCGCAUCACAUUCCACGCAACAAUGACUCUUUCUGACCUGCCGAGCGUUGAGUCCUUCGUGUACAACCUCAUUGAGACAGUGACCUCUCGCACGGCCAUCAGCGAGGCGUUUGUGUACAUCGGACUGACGUUUCUGGUGCUCUUGAUAUGUACAGUGCUCCUUGAGUACUUCAACAACGUCCCCAUGACUGUGUUUUUAGAGCAACGCAGCUUUGGAAGUUCAGCCAUGCAACAGCUUCAGCCCCUGAUGACUCACUUGGCCGCCCGUGUCGAAGCUGCUCUGGAGAAGUGGGACCUACCUCAACCCGACGUGGGCGGCCAUCCCCAUGUAGAGUAAAACUACGCCCACACCCCACGCCCACCCUGACGACCUCCGGAUGCCCUCGAGAUGCAUAAGGUCGAAAAGUGAGGAAGACAAAAACGGAGAAGACGAAAUAUUCCAUCCACCUGAAUCAAUAAGAAACUGAUCCACUCUCUUCCCAAUCUUUUACCACGCUGUAAAAAAAAAAUCUAUAUUUUUCUUCAUUUAUCUUCAAUCUUAUGACCGCCUCUUGCCUCCUACCCUCCCACACCCACUUCAUCCACACACACGUCUCAACAAACCUUCCCGAGAGAGACAUGAACCCUUUGACUCAACAGCGCCUCAUAAACCACAAGAUUAUGUACACGUUUUUUACCCUGUCCCGUUUCCGCUCAAACACGCCAUAUCGCAAUUAUGUAAAUAAACAAAGACAUUUUAUACGCAACGACACAAUAAGACAACUAUAAUGGAGCGAAGUAUGUAACAUAACACCUUAUAAUUGUGUGACUUUAAAGGGUUCCAAGCAGCUUUACUUCUUAUUCCAAUGCUGUUUCGAUUAAGGUCAUUCUAUUCUUUAUAGAUUUUUGGCCAUUCUUCUGUUCUUCAUUUUUCUUCAGUGCCAUACAUAUUGUUUGUUGUUGUUUGUUCUUUUUUGUUAUUGAGCUGAUAUUACAUAUAGGUCUGUCGAUUGUUAUGAAAUUGUGUAUGUUCAUCGAAAAUAAACUAUUUAUUUUUUCACCGUUCAGCAUGUCCAA